AUUGCAUUAAGAAUUAAGUUAAAUUUUUCUGUUUAGAUUUUACUCUUUGUCACUGGUAUAAGAAACAUUUUAUUUAUGCAUAAAGUUCCAAAAAACCCUGAGCCUUAAAUGCAAACUCAUUUUAAAAAGAACAUUUUCGAAAUUUAAACUUAGCAGUGUGACCGCAUUUGGAAAAAUUACCGAAAAACAAGGGAAUAACAAUAACGCAGCCGGUGUAUUCAGUCCGCAUUGAAAAAUGAUAGAUUGGUAAGAUCGGAAUGCAGCGUCUCCUGUUCAGAAACUAUGCCAGCAAGGCUAGCCGGGAGCGCUACGCCAGCAGCAGUCUCAAGAUCUACCGCAAGGCGAAACCACUGCCAAAGACGACGCCCAACAAGCCUAAACAGGCGGAAAACAAUGGGGUGGACUGCCUAGCGGAGUACGCGGAGAAUCUCGUCAAGGUGCAAAUGAUCUCGCGGAAUCUGCACGCGCAGCUUUUCCCGCAGGCGCCGCGCAUCGUUUCCGAGGAGCAGCUUGCCUCCGCCAAGACUUACCAGGAUGAGUUGCGCCGGCAUGGUGUCGAUAUUGAAAGCAGUACUCCUCAGCCAGACGUCCAGUUGAAGCUGCCGCAGCUGCGAGGCGCGAAUAUCGAGGAGCACUUCCACAACAUUGCCAGGGAGCAGGUGCAGCCUUACGAGGAGCUGCUGCUGCCGCUGGUGCAGUGCACAGAGCUUCCAAAAAGACCCAAGAAAUGGGCCUUCUUUGCUGGCUGGACGGCGUAUGAUCCAGCAGAUGGCACUGCCACACCUGUGGAUCAUCCGGCGGAAAAAGGACUUGUUUUCGAUGUAGAGGUGUGCGUCAACGAGGGACAGGCUCCCGUUCUGGCCACUGCUGUUAGCACCGAAAGAUGGUACUCGUGGGUGAGCCCGAAGCUUACGAAACACCGUUUGAGAGUCCCCAGCGUAGAGCCCUUGGAUGGAGAGACCGAUGCAGAGAGACCUCAUCACACUCCCGAAGAACUGAUACCGCUGGGAGCCAGUGGACCCGGUCUUGUGGUGGGACACAAUGUCUCCUACGACAGGGCCAGGCUCAAAGAGCAGUAUCUAAUCGAGGACACAGGUACGCGCUUUGUGGACACGAUGUCGCUGCACAUGUGCGUAAGUGGCGUAACCAGCUACCAACGAGCCAUGCUCAAGUCUAAGAAGGAGCCCGCACCAGAGGACUUGGGCUGGCUUGAGCAGAGUUCCCUCAAUAGUUUGGUCGAAGUGCACCGUCUCUACUGCGGCGGCGAGGCGCUGUCCAAAGAGCCCAGGAACAUCUUCGUGGAGGGAACUCUGGAGCAAGUGCGCCAGAGCUUUCAGUCGCUAGUCAACUACUGCGCCGGCGAUGUGGAAGCAACUCAUCGCAUCCUUCGAGUCCUGUACCCCAUGUACGCUGAGCGCUUUCCCCAUCCGGCCUCUCUAGCAGGUAUGUUGGAAAUGGGCUCUGCUUAUUUGCCAGUGAACUCCAACUGGGAGCGAUAUAUUCGCGAGGCGCAGCUCACAUACGAGGAUCUUAGCAUCGAGGCCAAGUACCAUUUGGGGCGCAGGGCUGAGGAAGCCUGCUCCCUCCUCCACGACGAUAAGUAUCGUCAAAAUCUGUGGCUGUGGGACGAGGACUGGAGCGUUCAAGAGUUGAAAAUGAAGCAGCCGCCUAAGCGGAAGCCAUUACCAAGGGAAGAAGUCGAAUCCAAUGUGGGAACUACUGUAGAGCAGCGACGUCUGCAGGCCAAGUUCCAGCAUCUGUAUGAUCAACAUUCCCUACUGCCUGCUCGUAGACCUCUGCUUCCAGGAUAUCCACUAUGGUACCGAAAGCUUUGCCGGAAGCCACCGCCGAGCAGGUACAAAAGAGAGGCGACACAAGUCCUGGAAGACACUGAGGAGGAGGACCUUUGGUCUCCGGGAGCCACCGAAAUAAGCACUGGCAUGCAAAUCGCGCCAAAGCUGCUGUCACUCUGCUGGGAGGGCUAUCCACUGCAUUACGAGAGAGAACAAGGUUGGGGCUUUCUCGUCCCUUUUCGCAACGACACUGAUGGAGUUGAUCGGCUGCCAUUGGAGCAGUUACUGGAACGUUGCCCCGUUCCGGAGUUUGCCAGGCAAAGCGCAACGCAGUCGGAGAGUGAUCUUGCCAUGGAUUCACUUUCCGAUCAACUGGAGCAGCACCUGGGCAAAAGGGAGCACUAUAAGAAGCUAUCGCAGAAACAACAGAGGCUGGAGACUCAGUAUCAAGGUUCUGGUGUGUGGUGCAAUAGGAUACUGGAGGACUGCUGCUUCUUUCUGAAGCUACCACACAAGAAUGGACCAUCCUUUCGGGUGGGUAAUCCCUUGUCCAGGGACUUCCUCAACAAGUUCUCCCAGAACGUGCUGAGCAGCGGUGAUCCGUCUUGUCAAGAGGCCACGAGGGUCGUAGAAAUUGCUCGCAUGAUGUCCUACUGGAGGAACAACCGGGAUCGCAUCAUGGGCCAAAUGGUAGUCUGGCUGGAUCAGCAGCAACUGCCUGCUGAGAUCAGGGGAGAAAAGACCCAGCUCAGGGCCUACGGAGCUAUUUGUCCCCAGGUGGUUGCCUGUGGCACCUUAACCCGUCGUGCAAUGGAGCCCACCUGGAUGACAGCAUCGAAUUCUCGACCGGACCGCCUGGGAUCAGAGCUGCGUUCAAUGGUGCGCCCCCCAGGAUUCAAGUUGGUCGGAGCUGAUGUGGACUCCCAGGAACUCUGGAUCGCCUCCGUUCUGGGCGAUGCUUAUGCUUAUGGGGAGCACGGUGCCACACCGCUCGGCUGGAUGACGCUUAGUGGUAGCAAGGCAAACGGCAGUGACAUGCACUCAAUCACGGCCAAGGCGGUUGGCAUUUCAAGGGACCACGCCAAGGUGAUCAACUACGCUCGCAUUUAUGGAGCUGGCCAGCAAUUCGCCGAGACUCUCCUUCGCCAGUUCAACCCCACAUUUAGUGCUUCAGAGGCCAAGGCCAAGGCCAUGAAGAUGUUCGCUAUAACCAAAGGAAAACGGGUGUAUCGCUUGCGUGAGGAGUUCCACGAUGAAAUGGAGGACAGGGCUUACUCCAGUUACGAGGCUUCUCGGCUGGCUAUCCAGCGGAAUCGCACCUUGGGCGAGGUCUUUCAUCGUCCCAACUGGCAAGGCGGUACCGAAAGCGCCAUGUUUAAUCGCCUGGAGGAUAUCGCCACAAAGUCACAGCCGCAGACACCAUUCCUGGGCGGGCGUCUUAGUAGGGCCUUGGAGGCAGACGGCGGUGCAGAGCAGGAGCAACGGUUUCUGCCGACCCGCAUCAACUGGGUCGUGCAGAGCGGAGCCGUAGAUUUCCUACAUCUCAUGCUGGUCAGUAUGCGGUGGCUGAUGGGACCACAUGUGCGUUUCUGUCUGAGUUUCCACGACGAGUUGCGCUAUUUGGUUAAGGAGGAUCUGGCUCCCAAGGCGGCGCUGGCUAUGCACGUGACGAACCUCAUGACCCGCUCCUUUUGCGUAUCCCGCAUUGGUCUUAGGGACCUGCCCAUGUCGGUGGCCUUCUUUUCGUCUGUGGAAGUAGAUACGGUGUUGCGUAAGGAGUGCAACAUGGACUGCCGCACGCCAUCAAAUCCGCACGGUCUGCGCAUCGGCUAUGGGAUUGAGCCUGGUCAGAGUCUAAGUGUGGCUGAAGCUGUCGAAAAAGCCGGCGGAAAUGAUAUUAGCAAAUGGAACUGGAUCAAAUAAUGUCGCUACCUCAACUUCAAUAUGCAUUUUCGUAGGGUUCGGAGAGAUCUUAAAGACUAUUGGAUGAAGUUUAAGUUCCUGUUAUUCUUAAAAUAAUUUUUAAGAAAAAAAACAUUUUGUUAAAA
Messenger RNA from Drosophila serrata, 3841 nucleotides. RefSeq names its product DNA polymerase gamma, catalytic subunit tam (gene PolG1). Gene Ontology annotation, molecular function: DNA-directed DNA polymerase activity; 3'-5' exonuclease activity; DNA binding. Lineage: Eukaryota; Metazoa; Arthropoda; Insecta; Diptera; Drosophilidae. The record is from RefSeq and is a predicted model, not a curated record. Gene Ontology annotation, biological process: mitochondrial DNA replication. Gene Ontology annotation, cellular component: mitochondrion; gamma DNA polymerase complex.